AAGAGUCCCAACUACUGUCAUUUGCGAUUUGCGUUCAAUAUCUGCCGGUUGUGGGUCUGAACGAGCCUUUUUGUAAAACCAACGAGAAAUACAUUCAUCGUUGUACCAGCAUUAGAAAUUGAUAUAUUAAUUAGCAAAUCAACUUCAAAUAAAAGACCACAAUUGCUCAGGAACAUGGAGGGAUCAGCAGAAACACAGGCAUCAGAGAGUCCGGACGACAUGAUGAGUAAUCCAAGACCAAGAAAAUGGGGAGAAGAUCUCGAUGAUUCGUUUUAUCCUGCUAGCUCUGGAAACAAUGCAAUCAUCAAACAAAUAUUGGAGAAACAGACACUGGGAGAAAGUAUUCCAGAUGGGGUAAAUCAGGAGGGGACUAUCAAGGUUAAGGAUUUGAACAGCAGAAAAUUCAGGGUGACUAUUACUGUGCAAGUCAGGUCAGUCCAUCCAGGCGGUAUGAUAAAAACUAAAAACGGAAGACAUUGUCUUGCUUUCACAGUUGGUGAUGAGACUGGAGAAAUAAAGGUCAUGGCCUGGGAAGAAGUUGCAAUACCUCUGUCAAACCUACUCGAGGUUGGACAGUCCAUAAAAAUAAUGGAGGGGCAUGUGGAAAGUUCAAGAUACGACCCAACACAAUAUCUCAUAACAUUGAGUCAAGGUAGCACAGUUGAAGUUGAUAAAGGGAAUGGAGAAACUUAUGUGGUUGGUGCUCGUGGAUGUCAACCAUCUUUAGUUCGAUCGACAUCUGACACAAAGCUAGAUGGACUUCAACAAAAAAGACUCUGCUUAUCUGGUGGAAUAAAGAAGAAAGUCUCUGCAUUAACAUCUGCACAAAACUGUGACUGCAUCGAAUUAGAAGUGAAGACUAUGUUAACAAAUGGAGUUAUUUUGAGUUCGACAGGCAAACAGUAUCUGCGUUUUAUUGGUAAUGAUGACACUGGAGAAAUUUGUUGUUCAGUUUUUGAGCCUCAUUCUCGCACAGUAGGUCCUCUUAUUCAGGUGGGAGUUUAUCUUCAAUUGAAAAACAUAAAAGUCAAGGCUGUCAACACAGCCUACUCCACAUUCUGUAACAAUGAUUUUGAGAUUGUUCUUUAUUCUGAGAGUCGCAUAGAAAUUCUGGAAGAAAAGACUAGACAGGUUGCAGCAACUGGUGAAAUAUCUCCAAAGCAGGUAGAAGAGCAAAAAGCUUCCGAGCCUAUCAAGGACCCCGAGAUUCAACCAAUGGAGGUAGAAUCAACGAACCUUCCUGGUGCAAUCGCAACAGCAGCUGCUGGAAGCUGCUUAUCUCGUGUACAAAAGCAGAAAAUCAAUGAAUUAACACCUAAAUCGCGCUGUAUAUGCAUCGAAUUGCAAGUGGCGGUGAUGUUAACAGAUGGAGUUGCAACGAGUUGCGGGGGGCGGAAGUACGUCCGUUUCAUUGGUAGUGAUGAUACCGGAGAAAUUUGUUGCUCAAUUUUUGAGCCGCAUUCUCUCACAGUGGGUCCUGACAUUCAGAAGGGAGUUUAUCUUCAAUUAGAACGUCCAAUACUCAAGCCUGUCAAUAGACAAUACACCGUUUGGUGCGAGAAUGCUUUCGAAAUUAAUCUUUCUCAUAGUGGUAGCAUCAAAAUUCUCAAAAAAGAGACUAAGCAGGUAGCAGCAACUGAUGAAACACCUCCCGAGCAGGCAAACGAGCAAAAGAUAUCAGAGUCUAUUGAACAACCCGUAAUUCAAGCGACAGAGAUGAAACCAAAUGUCCCGACUGAUGAAAUUGUUCCAACCGUUAUGACACUGGCUGACAUAAUUAGAAGGCCCCCACAUUUUGGUGAAAGUUACACGUUCAAGGCAUAUAUUGGACUCGAAGUGAAGUGCUUCGUGUUCCCAGAGCUUCUCACAGACUAUGAACUACCUAGACAUUAUAUUUUGUUGAUUGGAAAAGGGGCAGUCGGGGAAAUUUGUUGUUCAAUUUACAAUCCCCAUAAGAUUGCCGGAGACAUUAAAGUGGGUACAUAUCUGAAAAUGAAAGACGGGCAAUUGAAAGCUGUAGACCACAGAUGGCCCAUGUACUGCGAUAAUCCUUUCGAGAUUGUGAUAAAUGGAGGGGACAAUAUCGAAAUUGUAAGGGAGCUGAGUGGAAGUGGAGAAGACAGAAUUGUUAAUCUUGAUUAUUUGGAUCAGCUGGAAGAUCAGAACCUCUACGAUUUCGUUGAUGUACUUGGAGUGCUGUGUCGUUUCGAGAAUCUUCAAAACGUUCUAUUCGCCCCUCUUCCUGCAAUAGUAAUUACGGAUAGCUCUCGUGUUCAGGUACCUAUAAUUUUCGCUAGGUUAUCCUGGAUGGAUCGCUCCUUAUCUGUUAAUACGAUAGUCAAAUGCUGCAACCUACAAGUGCGCAAAUUCCGGGGAAAUUACCAACUUCACUUCGUGCCGGGAAAAUCAAGAAUCACACAACAACAGACAGACGAACUAAGCGAGGACGACAGCUAACGGAAAAUAUCCAAUAUAUUUUUUUCAAUUAAUCAAAAACCCUGCGUCGAGAUUCAAAAAUUAACUCUCCAGCAGUACUUAUCAUUGAAAUCGAGUUUCUGCUCUCACAUCGCCCUGAAGACUAAUACGGAUGCAAAUUGAUGUCCAAAAGAGAAACUAUAGUAUUUUGGUAUUAUUCUGAUUUAAGUGUUUAAUUAGAUAAGAUUCAAAGUUUUGUACCUUUCGUUUACAAUUAAAAUGUUUUUUUAUUAUUUUUUGUUAC
This is a messenger RNA of Diachasma alloeum, 2719 nucleotides long. RefSeq lists its product as uncharacterized. The transcript has 10 exons. Bases 175 to 2457 code for a protein of 760 amino acids. Lineage: Eukaryota; Metazoa; Arthropoda; Insecta; Hymenoptera; Braconidae. The record is from RefSeq and is a predicted model, not a curated record.